Messenger RNA from Leptidea sinapis, 4882 nucleotides. Its product is annotated as sodium-coupled monocarboxylate transporter 1. Gene Ontology annotation, biological process: sodium ion transport; transmembrane transport. The record is from RefSeq and is a predicted model, not a curated record. Bases 113 to 2029 code for a protein of 638 amino acids. Gene Ontology annotation, molecular function: symporter activity. Lineage: Eukaryota; Metazoa; Arthropoda; Insecta; Lepidoptera; Pieridae. Gene Ontology annotation, cellular component: membrane. The transcript has 10 exons.
AUGUUCAUUCCGCAGUAAGUCUUAGACGCGUGUGGCCGUGAAUAUUGUAGACAAUAUUGUGUGGAUGACAGCCAAGACUAUUUACGGACUUCGGAACUAAUUAUAAAUUACCAUGAAUUCAGGCUGGCUAGCAUGGGAGUGUAUUAUAUUUGCUGUUUUUGUGUGUGCGUCCUCUUGCGCCCCUCUGUGGAGGAGAAAGAAGGACGCGACCGCCGCGGGAGGGAAUGCCAAACGAGCCUAUAUCUUCGCGGGGGGAGGGGUGUCCAUUCUAUCAAUGAUGCUGUCCGUCUCUCGAGGAACUUUGGGAGUUAGAUCCUUCUUGGGUUUCCCAUCAGAGUUUUUCUACUUCGGAUCAGCAUUGUGGGAGACCUUGUACGGCAUGAUCCUUGCGUUUCCUGUCGUGUGCUGCGUCUUCAUUCCAGUCUUCUUCAGGUUGCACACCAAUUCAGUUUACGAAUAUUUAGAGCUGAGGUUUGGCUCCAAGGCAAUAAGAAGGAUAGCUGCAGCAACUUUCCUGCUACGCCAGGUGUUGAACCUGGCCGUCACGGUGUACACUCCUACUGUGGCCUUGCACGCAGUCCUAGGCCUUCCGCACUGGGCUUCAGCUGCUGCAUUGACAAUCGUUGGAAUCAUAUUCAACGUUUUGGGAGGACUAGCAGCGGCUAUCAGAGCCGACGUGAUACAAACAUUAGCCAUGGUGAUUGUGAGUGGAGCCUUCAUCAUCCAGGGAACUGUCAAGGUCGGAGGAAUAGGACAGGUUGUACAAGACAAUAUUGAUGGUGGAAGACUGAAUUUCUUUAACUUUAAGUGGGAUCCGACGAAAAGAGUCGAUACGUACUCAGCAAUUUUCGGACAAUUAUUUAUGUCUGUUUCUAUAUACGGCUGCCAACAGACUUUUGUGCAACGUUAUUGCUCUAUGAGCAGUGAAUCUAAAAUCCGAAGAACACUUUUAUCCAAUGUCCCAGCAGUGUCAGUCCUCUUCAGCUUAUCCUGGGUCGUUGGAAUGGUCAUUUACGCCAUCUACAAAUACUGCGAUCCAUUGAUGAGUGGGAAAAUUAGCGCUCAUGAUGAAGUUCUCCCGUUUUACGUCCAAGAUCAGUUCGGGUUUCUUCCUGGAAUGCUGGGACUGUUUUUGGGCAGUCUGUUCAAUGGUGCUCUUAGUUUCCUGGUAUCCAACAUGAACUCGCUAUCGACAGUGACAUGGGAGGACUUUGUGUCUGCCGCUCCAGCAUUCAGAGGUAUAACGGACAAGCAACAGCUGACGAUUAUCAAGAUAAUUGGAGUAAUUUAUGCAUUAAUGAUAAUGGGCCUAUCACUCUGCGUUGGGAUGGUAAAUGGCGUUAUUGAAGCUAACCUUUUGGUAACCUCUGCGACUUCUGGAGCUCUGCUGGGAGUAUUUCUUCUGGGUGCGUUAUUUCCAAUGGCAAACGGAAAAGGCGCUUUGUGUGGUAUGAUCAUCUCACAAGUGGUCACUACUUGGAUGGCUGUAGGGAGGUUACUGUAUAUCAAUAAAUCUGUCGCCUCACUUCCAGUAUCAGUCGAGCAUUGUUCAAAUACCACACUCAGCGUGUUGAAGCCGUUGGCUGUUGUGGCCAAUCAUACCCUCACUCAAUAUGCUCCAAUAUUUGAUGCAAUAGACAGUACUCAUCCACAGAAAUCUACUUCGGAAAAUUUUAUGCAAGAGAUAUUUAUGACAAUCUAUUCCAUAUCUUAUAUGUGGUACGCUGUUAUUGGAACUUUUACUUGCGUUGCCAUCGGCAUUAUAAUUGGCUACAUAACCGGCAGUGAAAGUGAUCAAUUUGAUGAAAGACUGCUACACCCAUUGGUGGCGAGAAUUGCUCGAAAGAUGCCCGGAAAGCAACGUAUAUUUUCAACGCCAGACAGAGAAAAGACUACAGACGAAAAUGAGACGUCUGAUAAAACUUGUGAUACGACGGUUGAUGAUAAACCAUCUGUUAUUGUUCCUGUUUUUACAAGUCAAAAUAGUAUAAUAUUUGAAGAUCUGACUUCAACAAAGACUAGACUAUGAUUGUAGUUUACUUAUAUUCUGUUUGGAACAAGAAAUAAAAUACUUGAAGUAAAGUUUUAAUUAUGUUCAAUGGGACUACCUUAAGUUAAAAAAGGUGCUCUUAGUGAAUAGAAUUUGUUUAAACUAAAAUUGCUCAGGAAUUUUAAAAAUUUGAAUAAUUUAAGUAACUAAGUUAUUUUGUAAUUGUGAACUAAUUAGAAGAGUUAGGCAAUUAGAAUGUAAGGCAUUUACGUUAUGUUAGCAUUAUGUAAGUUGAUAUUAAUUGUAAGUUAUACCACUGAACGACUGACAAUCACGCUCAAAAAUUGUCUGAAGGAAAACUCUGUGUUCGUGUCUAUGGGGCUGAGUUUUAUAUACAACGCCACGCAAUGAAUAAGUUUUCAUUGAAAAACUGUCUAAAUAACAUCAUAUACAAACUUAAAAAGGAUGUAGAAUCGUUUUUUAGGUAAGUGCCCCUUUAAAUUAUUAAAAUGAGGUGCUUAACUUGACGUUUUUUGUUUAGAAUUAUAUUUUAAUUGGUAAAACAAAAUACAUCGCCAAUGUUUUAAUAUUAUCUGUAUAAGUUAAUGUUAACAUUAACGUUAAUGAUCGACGACGAACAUAAAGUUAAUGUUAACGAUCUUUUAAUAGGCGAUCGAGAGUCUAGUUCUUUAUUGUACGCCAAUGUUUUACAGUAAUUUGUUAUAGUAAAAUGAACCCUAUUGUUAUCCAAUAUAGCCAGACUUAAAACAUAUUAAUAUUUAUUGGAAGCUACGAGUAUAUAACUACUUACUUAAAGUUAUAUGCAUAUAGAACGUCAGUGGUUAUAAAAGCUAAUAUUGAUGAGGUUGUUUUGAAAUUAUAAAUAUUAUGACAUAUACAUUAAUAAAAAAAUAAUUGGGGUAUGAAAAAUAGAUGUUGGCCGAUUCUCAGACCUACCCGAUAUGCACACAAAAUUUGUUAAAAAUUGAUUCAGCCGUUUCGGAGGAAUUUGGUAACAAACAGCGCGACACGAGAAUUUUAUAUAUUAGGUAUAAAAUAGAGCAAAAGACGAUAUAUUAUAUUUUAUUAAAUUAGGUUUAAUAUAAUAUUUAAGGUAAUAUGCUAUAGAAGCCUAAUUUAGUACUUUUAGGAUUGUGUUUGAUAUAACUUGUAUAUAUGUAAUUAUGAUGAAAUAAUGUUAUUCUUGGAAAACAAAUGCCAAGUUGAGUUAAACUUUGUGGCGUGAUUUUUAUAAAAUUUUAGUAUAAUUAUUGUACGUCAUUAUGAAAAGUUAUUUUUACAAUAAUUUAAUGUAUAAAAUUUGUACAUAAAAUUAUUAUUUUAUUGCGAUUGACGACAGUGCCGAAAAAAACUGUGAAAAUAUAUUUAAGUUUGCGUCACCGACAUGCUAUUAUAUAUGCUGGUCUGCUGCUAUUAGAAUGAUAUUAGGUGAUUUUUGGUGUUUAUUGUUUGGCUAAAAUAUGUUUAGUUUGCCAUAGAUUUAUUGAUAUUUGACGAAUCUGUAUUAAUUGCUUAAAAUUACGAAUUGUUUUGAGUUAUAUUAGAAUAAUCUAGUUGUAAGCUAAUUAUUGCUGGUAUUAAAAUUAAACUUUCAGACAUUAAAAUUAAAUAAAAUCUAUUAUAAUUAUUUAUUUAACUUAUAUUUCUUAAAUAUGCGACUUUUUUUUUAUAUUUUAUCGAAUAUGUUUAUAAGAAUGUAGAUUAUAAAUCUGACAAUAGACUAAUUAAUAAUAUAACGAGAAAUUAAUUGCGGUAGAUGAGUGACAGAAAAUUAUCUCUACAUAUAAAAUAUACAAAGCCCUCAACCGCGUCUGUCUGUCUGUUUGUUCACAGUAAAGUCAAAAACUACUGCAAAUAUAUUCACGCUGUUUUCACAAAUGAAUAGCAUGGUUCUCGAGGAAGGUUUUAGUUUAUAACUUGUUAAGUUUUUGUAUACAUUUUGGUAUAUAUUAACGAAAUUUGUUGGAGAUGUCUGAAAAAUAAGUGUUUUCGUUCAAAACUCAAAACUUACAAUAUAGUGGCGUAUAGACAAAGCAUUCCCAAAAGAAGAAUAUGUGUAAAAGAGAUAGCAAGACAGAAAAGGAUGGAAACUUGUGUUACUGUAACCUACAACCAGUGGGAGGCUCCUUUGUACCGGAUGCCGGCCAGCUUAUGGGUACCACAACGUCGUCACUUUCUGCCGUGAAGCAGUAAUGUGUAAGCAUUUCUGUGUUUCUGGUCUGAAGGGCGCCGUUGCUAGUGAAAUUACUGGGCAAAUAAGACUUGACAUCUUAUGUCACAAGGUAACGAGCGCAGUUGUAGUGCCGCUCUGAGCGACACUGUAUUGUAAUGGGCAGGGCGUAUCAAUUACCAUCAGCUGAACAUCCUGCUCGUCUCUUCGCUUAUUUUCAUAAUUAAAAACCGAUUUUUAUUGACGACGAUAGAUGGUAUUAGCUGUUUUGUAUUUUGAAUAUUAAACUAGCUAACAGACAUAUCGACAAUUAAAAAUUGGUCACUAUUUAUCGAGUUGUCACAUUGUCUUUACGUUAGUAUAUUCUAAGUCUGUGCUAUAAAUGUAUAGCGUUGUAUAUGUGAGCGUAGAUACACAUAACUGAAAUAACAUAUAUUAUAUUAAUAUUUUUGAGAGUUAGUAUAUAUGAGUAUAGCCGAUAUCCUACAAGAAUUGCUUAUAAAUACGGCUAAAAAUACUAAGUUUUAUAUAAUUAUUCGAGUAUAGUAUAUGAAAGUCCACGUAUAAAAGAUUGCCAUAUGUGAUAAUUAGCAGUAUUAUGAAAUUAAAUGUAUUCCUUAUUUAUUAUUAAAAUUUUGUAGUCUAUGUAAUGAAUGAAGGUAUUUUAAUAUUGAAAUGAUAUAAUAAACAGUUAUAUUGUA